Messenger RNA from Oldenlandia corymbosa var. corymbosa, 414 nucleotides. NCBI's taxonomy places the organism in Eukaryota, Viridiplantae, Streptophyta, Magnoliopsida, Gentianales, Rubiaceae. The record is from the annotation of a GenBank genome assembly.
AUGGAUGUCGUGAACGUAAGGAACGAUGAACUUGCACAGACUUUGAGAGCCAAUCAGAAUUGUUAUUGGUGGCAAGGUCCCAUUAUUGAGCUUAGCAUGGAACAUCUCGAACAGCUGAAGAUUGCCUAUAAGGAAGUAGACAAAACAGUUCAGAUUCAAGCACAAAAAGGAUUACCUUCAAAUGCUAAUACAUUUUGCAAUUUCAAAAUCUCAGAACCAAGUGAACCUAAUAAUGUCGUUUUAGUUAAGAAUGAAGCCCCAUUUACUGCUAAUCAGGGACCAUCUGGAUCUGGUGCUGCUAAUUUGGCUUUUCCUUUUGAUGAUCCUAAUGCACAGGGACCAUUUAGAUUUAGGGCAGCUUUUCCUUUUGGUGAUUCCAAAUACACUUGGUUGGUGGCCAUGAGAUCUUUUUGA